Triticum turgidum subsp. durum (durum wheat) is the source of this 2343-nucleotide messenger RNA. The record is from the annotation of a GenBank genome assembly. Lineage: Eukaryota; Viridiplantae; Streptophyta; Magnoliopsida; Poales; Poaceae.
AUGGCGUUCAAAAUCAUCCUAAGUAUCGUACACAAGGAUGGCGAAAUACUCAACCCUAUAGUUAUUCAAUUCGUCGUCGCCCUCACUACAGCGCUCAUGGUGACCCGAUUUGUGCUGGAUGCUUUGCGGCAUCGGUCAACAGGCAAGGCCAUGAGAAUGACUCUGAUCGUUAUGGACGCAGUAACCCAAGCAUUGACCAUAUACAGUCUUGGGAUCAUGCAACGCCCCUCCGAUAAGGACUACUACUACAAGGUGUGGGCUGUGCUGUUGGUCACCCUCCGUUACAGCGUCAAGAUAGGCCGCCCGGCCGGCAUCGCCCUGAAGCAAACCCCGUUGGUAGACCUCAUGUCCUCCUUCUGGUCUGCCAACAUCCUUCGCUCCAAGGCACCCAGGAUUCUCAAGGUAACUGGUUGGCUGCUUUGGUCAGUCAACUCUUUACGCAUCAUCUAUGGUUUUAUCUCCUCUGAAUUUGCCAACGAUAGCCACAGAGAGGAUUUGAGACUAUUAACAGAGUACAUGCGUCAUGAGCACGAAGCUGGUGGUGGGCGUGAUGGUGACCCUGUCACAAUGAAGGGGUACCGGUACUUGGUGCGGGGCGAAGCCAAGAAACGGAAGAUGAAGAAGAACGAAACCGGCGGACAAGCAAGAGAUACUGGUAUGGUGGAGGAAACUGGGAAUAUCAGGAGGCUCUUGCUGGCGUUGAGAGAGGAGCACAAGGAGAUCCUGACGCUUGAGAAGAUCUGGGAGGAGCCGGCCGAUCCGGCUGACGCCCUUGACGAGGAGCUCAAGGACCUUUGCCUCUCCUUUGCACUCUACAAGCUUCUUCGCAGGCGCUUCUUCAACUUCGGCAUCCAUGAGGCCAAGCUGAAAAGGACAAGACGGCUGGUUCUUGAUGGGAUCCUCUGUGAGCCCUGCAACUCCGAAAGGGCGUUCCGUGUCAGCGAGGCCGAGUUGUCUUUCCUCAAUGACUUCUUCAACAGCAGGCAUGCCAUAGUAUUUGCGAAAGGCUUCCCAUUCAUCCGGCUCCUGCUAUCCACCAUUCUGAUAGGAGGGAUUGGAGGCAUGGCGGUUGCUAUCUAUAGCUUUUCCAAGGUUGGCACAAGAGACGAGCUCGGCAAUGUUCAUGGUGGAGUAACUUUUACAUGGUUUCUCCUGUCGUUUCUUUUUGUAAAAGAGACAUGGGAGAUCACAACUUACGUGUUCUCAGACUGGACCAAGAUAAUUUUGUUGUGCCAGUACGUGCAGAAGCCAUGGUGGCUGCGAAGCUCGGUGACCAAGGAUCUUGUGCGGAAGCUCUGUAGGCUCUCUGUGCCCUGGUUGCCAAGAUGGCAUGGAAAGGUUGGCCAAUGCAACAUUCUCUUCCCCUCCUGUUUUGUCUUCCCCACCAAUUUGUUCUUUCCAGAACGAUGUUCCAGGUACUUUGUACAUCUGUCCCAGGAAGUGAAGCAUACUGUGAUCAACUGUCUCAGAGACUGCUUAGCCGAGGAUCCCCCGCGGUUGGACAACUACCUUGAGCGAGCAUUUGGCAAAGUCGGGGUAACUGACGGUUUUCGCGCAAAUUUCACCGAAGUGGUAAAUGGCGUGAAGGAUUCUGUGCACAUUCUGCUGAUUUGGCACAUUGCUACAUGCUACUGCGAGAUUGAUCUCGCUGAAAACAGAAAGGUCUCAGCCAGUAUGUAUUGGAGUGGGCAAGACUUUGGCCGGCGCAAACCUUCGGAAGGUGAUUCAGAUCUUCUGUGGUCUCAGUACAUGAUUGCUAGGACAUUGUCGCAGUACUGUGCGUAUGUGCUCACACUGGUUCCUCCUCUGGUGCCUGGGAACAGCCUAAUGGCCAGGUCGGUGCUGAUAAAGGUGCGUGAAGAAAAAAGUCGCCUUUUCAACGGAAAAUUUAACUCAUGUGCUCCUUGUUAUCAGUCCACCCAAAUGCUUGGACGGCUCAAGAAAUAUGCAUCAGAGGAGAUAGAAUUGUAUAAGAAAAAAGUGGACGGGGGAAAACAGGACGAGGAAAACCAGGAUGGGAAAAAAGAGGAAAAUCUAGACGACACCAUAUUGAAGAAGGGGGCAGAUCUUGGCAAGAAGCUGGCAGAAGCGUUCAGCGGUGACAAGCCGGAAGAUCUGUGGAGGUUCUUGUCAGAGUUCUGGGCAGGAUUUGUUAUCCACCUGGCUGCAUCUACAAGGGCUUCUCAGCACAAGAUAUUUCUGAGCUCUGGCGGGGAGCUCAUGACACAUCUCUGGGCGUUGCUAACCCAUGCCGGCAUCCUAGGGGAGGUCCAGCACGGCGACCAAGACAUUGAUACAGCGCUAACCCAAGGAGACGUUUACGAUCAGAAUAUGCAGUCCUAG